This is a messenger RNA of Pelodiscus sinensis (Chinese soft-shelled turtle), 2436 nucleotides long. The record is from RefSeq and is a predicted model, not a curated record. NCBI's taxonomy places the organism in Eukaryota, Metazoa, Chordata, Testudines, Trionychidae.
CAAUUCUUCUGAUGAAGUGGGUUUUACCCGGAAAGCUCAUCCUUCUCUGUAUUUUGAUCACAUUUUGAGGAAUAUAGAGGAAUACAGACUCGUUGUCCCAAUCAGCACAGAUUCCGAGGGCAGGUUCCUCUCUAACCUGGUGUCUGGAUCUCCAAAGGGGCGCUUCCGAAGAGAUGCUGAGGAUGUGCAACAUGAAGAUUCCAACCAGCUACUAUUUUAUAAUGUCACUGUAUUUGGAAGAGAGUUUCACUUCAGGCUGAGGCCGAACUCUAGGUUGGUUGCUCCCGGAGCAACAAUUGAAUGGCAAGAGGAUUCUGACAUGACUCAUAUUGAACCACUCCAUGGGAAUUGCCUAUAUGUUGGGGAUAUCACUGAUUUGCCUAACGCGUCAGUUGCUAUAAGCAACUGUGAUGGGCUGGCUGGCAUGAUUCGCACAGACAAGGACGAGUUCUUCAUUGAGCCUCUGGAGAAGGGCAAUCAAGAGGAAGACGGAGGCAGGAUGCACGUGGUGUAUCGCAGAGGAGCUGCUGAGACGCCACUUCCCACUGAGAACACAGCUAUCCAGUAUAAAGCACCUGACCUGAGUAAUCUGGAUAACCUUGUCAGUAUGCUGAGCCUUGUUGAAGACCGAGUCAAUAGCUCAAGAAGGAGGUAUCGGAGGCAUGCAACUGAUGAUGACUACAACAUCGAAGUUCUUCUGGGAGUUGAUGACUCGGUUGUACAGUUCCAUGGAAAGGAACAUGUACAGAAGUACCUUCUGACCCUGAUGAAUAUCGUUAAUGAAAUCUACCAUGACGAGUCCUUAGGUGCCCACAUUAAUGUUGUUUUGGUGAGGAUAAUCAUGUUGAGCUAUGGAAAAUCCAUGAGCUUAAUAGAGAUUGGGAACCCUUCCCAGAGUUUGGAAAAUGUAUGUCGCUGGGCCUAUCUGCAACAGAAGUCUGACACUGCACAUGCAGAGUAUCAUGACCAUGCUAUAUUUCUUACAAGGCAGGAUUUUGGCCCGUCUGGCAUGCAAGGCUAUGCGCCAGUAACUGGAAUGUGCCAUCCUGUACGGAGUUGCACCCUGAACCAUGAAGAUGGUUUUUCCUCUGCAUUUGUGGUGGCCCAUGAAACGGGGCACGUAUUAGGCAUGGAACAUGAUGGGCAGGGCAACAGGUGUGGGGAUGAGGUCCGAUUGGGGAGCAUCAUGGCCCCUCUUGUCCAGGCUGCGUUCCAUCGCUUCCACUGGUCUCGCUGUAGCCAACAAGAGCUGAACAGAUAUCUACAUUCCUAUGAUUGUCUGCGCGAUGAUCCUUUUGAACAUGAUUGGCCUUCCCUUCCCCAACUGCCAGGAAUUCACUACUCCAUGAACGAGCAAUGUCGUUUUGAUUUUGGUUUGGGCUACAUGAUGUGCACGGCUUUCCGUACAUUUGAUCCCUGCAAGCAGCUGUGGUGUAGCCAUCCCGAUAACCCUUAUUUCUGCAAAACAAAGAAGGGGCCCCCACUGGAUGGGACCAUGUGCGCACCUGGAAAGCACUGCUUUAAAGGUCACUGCAUCUGGUUAACUCCAGAUAUCUUGAAACAGGAUGGAAACUGGGGGGCAUGGAGUAAGUUUGGCUCCUGUUCUCGAUCCUGCGGUACAGGGGUAAAAUACAGGACACGGCAAUGUGACAAUCCACACCCAGCUAACGGAGGCCGUACAUGCUCGGGGCCAACCUAUGAGUUCCAGCUUUGCAACACUCAAGAUUGUUCUAAGGAGUUUGAUGACUUCAGAGAGGAACAGUGCAGACAAUGGGAUCCUUAUUUUGAAUAUCAAAAUACAAAGCACCAUUGGCUCCCAUAUGAGCAUGUCGAUGCUAAAGAAAGGUGCCACCUGUACUGUGAGUCCAAGGAGACCAGCGACGUCGUGUAUAUGAAACGAAUGGUACACGAUGGGACCCGCUGCUCGUAUAAAGAUCUGUACAGCAUCUGCGUGCGAGGGGAUUGUUUGAAAGUUGGAUGUGACAGGGUCAUAGGUUCCUCUAAGCAGGAGGAUAAGUGCGGUGUCUGUGGAGGAGAUAACUCCCACUGCAAGGUGGUGAAAGGGACAUUCUCCCGGGCACCGAAGAAACAAGGUCAGUUCACUCAAGUUGUAUUGUUCUGGGUGGAUGAUUUCAGUGAGUUCUUUUGUUUGUUCGUGCUGGAUCUCUUUGUUCCCAUGACAAGGGCAGACCUACUGCAGAGAGCUCCAGGCUUAGCUAUUCUAGCAGGCACUGUUGGAAUUUUAUCCUUGAGAUGCACCUGGAGUUUGGAAGUAUGUGAAGACCUUUUUCCAGGUGUUCAUCCCUCUAUAUCAGAACUUGGCAAGAGAUGGCCUGAGGGCUGUAUCUGGCCCGCCUAACACUUUGAUCCAGCCCGUGAACUGCAUCUGGCUUCUUUCUAUCUAUAUUUUGCUGCCCAUGCCACCAAAUUUCCAGG